AUGUCUUGGAGGAGCAACGCCCAACGGACGGGCAUGAACGCCCAGCCGCUCGGCAAUGCGCGCCGCUGGGGUGGCGGCGGAGGCGCUGCCAGCCCAAGCCAAGAGCCUGCCGCAGCCGCAGGUGGCGGCUACGGCAUGAGUCCGCCGCGCCCGAAUCCGAUGGGCAUGGGCGGGCCAAACAUGGGCAUGGGCGGACCGAAUAUGGGCAUGGGCGGACCAAACAUGGGCAUGGGCCCUCCUGGCAUGGGUGGUCCGGGCCCGGGCGCACCGGGAAGGGACCCGAGGGAAGCUGCUGCCGCCGCCGCCGCCGCAGUUGCUGCUAGCAUCGGCAUCAAGAGGGACCGGGACGACAAUGGCGCCGCAGCCUCGCCCGUUGGCGCCGACGGAGCGCCCCGCAAACGACGCUCGCGCUGGGGUGACGCCGCUGACCAGGUCAACAUCCCGACGGCCAUCGGCGCCAACGUGUCGCAGCAGGAGCUUGAUCGGUACGCCAUCCAGGUCCGCCUCGACGAGAUCUCGCGCAAGCUGCGCUCGGGCGACUAUGUGCCGCCGGACCGCGAGCGUUCGCCGUCGCCGCCGCCCACCUACGACAACCAGGGACGCAGGACCAACACGCGCGAGGUGCGCUACCGCAAGAGGCUCGAGGACGAGCGCAUGGCCCUCGUCGAGCGGCAGAUGCAGCUUGACCCCAACUUCCGCCCGCCUGCAGAGUACCACGCCGCCAAGCGCAACACGCGGCCCACCGAAAAGGUCUUCCUGCCGCUCAAGGAGUUCCCUGAGAUCAACUUCUUUGGCCUGCUGGUGGGCCCGCGCGGCAACACGCUCAAGAAGAUGGAGCGCGAGAGCGGCGCCAAGAUCUCGAUCCGUGGCAAGGGCUCGGUCAAGGAGGGCAAGGGCCGUGCUGGCGCCGACGAAGACGAGGAGGACAUGCACUGCGUUGUCCAGGCCGACGACGAGGCCGCGGUCAAGAAGUGCAUCCGCCUCAUCAACCAGGUCAUCGAGACGGCCGCCUCGACGCCCGAGGGCGAAAACGACCACAAGCGCAACCAGCUGCGCGAGCUGGCCGCGCUCAACGGCACGCUCCGCGACGACGAGAACCAGAUCUGCAAGAACUGCGGCAACAAGGGCCACCGCGCCUUCGAGUGCCCCGAGCAGCGCAACUGGACCGCCCACAUCAUCUGCCACCGCUGCGGCGGUCAGGGCCAUCUCGCGCGCGACUGCACCCAGGGGCGUGGCGGCGCCUUUGGCCCUGGUGGCGUUGGCGGCGCUCGCCAGUUUGACUCCGAGUACGCCAGCCUGAUGGCAGAGCUCGGCGAAGGCGGAGGAGCGGCGGCCGGACCGGCGGGCGCUGCUGGACCCGUCGUGGGUGCUCCUGGCUUCCGCGGGGGCUACGGCGGCGGCGGCGGACGAGGCGGCUACCCGAACCAAGGUUACGGUGGCCCUCAGCAGGGCCCGCCUGGUGCCGGCUACUACGGCCAACAGCCCGGCUACGGCAGCCCAGUGGCUCCGGCUGCUACUGGUGCCAACAGCGUACCGCCCGGCGGUGCUGCCGCUGGCGGCCAGGCUGGCGCGCAGCCCGACUACUCGGCGGAGUGGGCCGCCUACUAUGCCCAGCAGGCUGCGGCUGGCAACGGCGCUGCAGCUGCGGCCGCUCCGGCGGGCGCAGAGGGCCAGGGCCAGGCUGCUGCCGGUCAAGACUACACGAAGGAAUGGGAAGAGUACUACCGUCAGCAAGCCGCAGCGGCUGCCGCAGGCGGACAGGCUGGCGCGGCAGGAGCCGGCCAAGGCCAGUACUAA
Messenger RNA from Pseudozyma flocculosa PF-1, 1797 nucleotides. RefSeq lists its product as uncharacterized. Bases 1 to 1797 code for a protein of 598 amino acids. Gene Ontology annotation, biological process: regulation of mRNA splicing, via spliceosome. Gene Ontology annotation, molecular function: zinc ion binding; mRNA binding. The record is from RefSeq and is a predicted model, not a curated record. The transcript is spliced from 4 exons. Gene Ontology annotation, cellular component: nucleus. Lineage: Eukaryota; Fungi; Basidiomycota; Ustilaginomycetes; Ustilaginales; Ustilaginaceae.